This is a messenger RNA of Amborella trichopoda, 954 nucleotides long. RefSeq lists its product as uncharacterized. Lineage: Eukaryota; Viridiplantae; Streptophyta; Magnoliopsida; Amborellales; Amborellaceae. Gene Ontology annotation, cellular component: endoplasmic reticulum membrane. The record is from RefSeq and is a predicted model, not a curated record.
AUUCUAUAAUUGAUUCUAUAAGCAGUUUCCAGUUUCGUAAUCCUUCUCUCUCCUCGUAAACUCUCCGCCAUUAAUCUCUCUCUUUCUAUAAGUAAGCGAAAAGGGAAAGGGUGGGAAUUUAGGAGAAGAAGGUAAAAGGAUCGCCAUUAAUGGUGGAUGGGUUCAGCUUUUCGGGUAUGGGGAACCUGUAUGUGCAGGCCGUGCCCCCUCCGGAUCUCAAUAAGAACACGGAGUGGUUUAUGUACCCUGGUGUGUGGACCAUCUACAUUCUCAUACUCUUCUUCGCAUGGCUCAUAGUCCUUUCCGUCUUUGGGUGCUCUGCAGGCAUGGCCUGGACCAUCGUCAAUCUCUCCCAUUUUGCUGUUACAUACCGCUGUUUCCACUGGCAGAAGGGAACUCCUUUUGCAGAAGAUCAGGGUAUUUAUAAUGCUUUGACUUGGUGGGAGCAGAUGGACAAUGGGAAGCAGCUUACUCGGAAUAGGAAAUUUCUGAUGGUGGUUCCGGUGGUGUUGUACUUGAUUGCUUCUCAUACGACAGAUUACCGGAACCCUUGGCUUCUUCUCAACACAAUUGCUGUCUUUGUGCUGGUCAUUGCAAAAUUUCCUAACAUGCAUAAAGUUCGCAUAUUUGGUAUCAAUGCAGAGUGAGCAAAGGCUCUCUGGUCAUUUCCUUUGAAAUAUGUUGAUUCCCUGUACAGGAAAAGUGGUAUCUGAGAAUUGCCUUUUUUUCAGUGGGGAAAUGGGCUUUGGUUCCAUUGGGAGUGGGGGUUGAAUCUGUGUUUUUGAAAUGAUUUUUGUAAGAAAUAGUGCUUGCUUGUGCAGGGUUGGCAAUCUGUUCUGCCUCAUAAGAGGACAUGUACAAGUAUUGAUGUUCUCUUUCCUCCAGGUUACUAGACACAUAAGAAUUGCGAAGUAAAGAACCGUUAUCUUCUGUCUCGUGGAGUUUUGAGUUUAA